AAGGGCGAGAAAGCCUAUGUUUGCAAGAUUUCACCUCCCCGGCCACCACGCCAAGUCCGCAAGAUCCAAAGCCAAGGAACAGGAGGGGUCAGGACUCAGCUGGUAUUUGUUAGCGCCCGGCAUUCAGAAAUUGUCGGCAGAGCUUUCAUCGCUGCGGGGGUGCGGCACGUGGUGGCAAUGAAGUGGGACGCCAAGGUCUCGGACCGCGCCGCCUGCAUUUUCGCCGAAUUCUUCUAUUUGUCGAUUGCCAUGGGACGGACUGUGCGGCAGGCCUUCGAAGUAGCCAGCACGGCAGCGGUGACAGAGACGGGGGUCUCGUCAGAGGAUGAGCAGUUUCUCUUGUUGCCGGCGGACGGGGAGCACGACCUAGCCGUGUUUGACGACGCGGAGAUGGGCGAGUUCGUAGACGAAUCGCCCCCUCCCGUUCCUAACACAUGUGAUCCCCCCCCCGUCCCAUUUGUCGGGCGAAAUGUGGCAGCGCAAGAAGUCAUAGGACUGCUCUCGAUGGUCUCCCAGGGAAACCGCUGCAUCACUGUGCGGGGCCGGCCGGGGGUAGGGAAGACCGCCCUGGCCUCGAAGGUCUGCCAGUAUCUGGCCGAGCGAAACCAAUUCGAUGCUAUUUAUAUGGUUCCGUUGCGCCGAAAAGAGUAUCGAUCUUACGAGAAGGAAACGCUCUGCAAGGUGAUUGGCGCGGCGAUAGGCUUCGAGGACGCUUCGAACGAGAGAGAGAUCGUCUUCCUUUUGCAGGAUAAGCAUCCUUCUGGCCGCGUUAUCAUGGUGUUGGAUGGGCCAGAUCGCUUCUUCAAUCGUUCCAACUCCCUCGUCCAAGUCCUCAGCUACUUGCUUUCGCGGAUACACGGUCUCCAUCUGCUCGUCACCGCGGAGGGCUCCGUUUUGGGAAGCGGUUCGGGGCGCUUGGAAAGCUCAUCCGAGAAAGUGGUGCACCUGGGACCGUUGUCUGAUGUAGCCACCGCACAUAUGCUUGCAAACAUCGCCCCGCCUGGCUUUGAUUUGGAGGAGAUGAUGAGCAGGCCGUAUGCGACGAGGGAGGAGGCGUACGCGGAACUAGCGGCUUCUCCUGUCAUACGAGAGCUGCGGGGUCAUCCAAAGGCGAUCGUCAUGUUCGCUCCUCUUCUGGAGGAUCAUCGGUUGGAAGAUUUGUACGACAAAGCCAAGCAAAAUGUUAACCUCCCG
Messenger RNA from Nannochloropsis gaditana CCMP526, 1194 nucleotides. Its product is annotated as sh2 domain containing protein. The transcript has 2 exons. The annotation marks the transcript as partial. The record is from RefSeq and is a predicted model, not a curated record.